Messenger RNA from Moesziomyces antarcticus, 717 nucleotides. RefSeq lists its product as uncharacterized. The transcript has a single exon. Bases 1 to 717 code for a protein of 238 amino acids. The record is from RefSeq and is a predicted model, not a curated record. NCBI's taxonomy places the organism in Eukaryota, Fungi, Basidiomycota, Ustilaginomycetes, Ustilaginales, Ustilaginaceae.
AUGCGCUGCGGUGUGGUGCGCGUGGAUAGAGUAGAUGGGGUGGGGUUGGAGGAGGGAGCCGUGGGUGCGCAGCUGCAUCGAUCUGCCGGUGCGGUUUCAGAGGCUGGCUUGGCUCGGGCGAGGCAGAAAUGGCCGAAAUGGCAGCAACGGCUAGGCACGCACGCUCCAACGGAUGGCCCGCCCAGCAGCAGCAGCAUUCCGCCGCUCCGUCGCCCCGCUCAAAGCCUCGCUCAUGCAUCGCUGCUCGGACUCGCCGCUCGCCGCCGCGGAGAGCGCUGUCAGCCGGGCUCGCCAACACCACUCACUCACUCUGCUCGAUCCCACGCGAUCCUCAUGGCCGCCUCCCCCCCAUCUUCCGCUCAGCCACGCCUCGGCCUCCAUCCUUUCUCCAUCCCUCCUCCUCCUCCUCCAACCCUCAUCCCCAACAUCCCUCCCUUCCAGCAUCUUCUCUGCAUUCCUCACCUCGCCUCGCCUCGUCUUCGAUCUCCCACCCUUGACUUGCGAAUACGCUCGCUGCCACGCAAACAAGGCAGACCAAUUCAUAAUAAGCUGCAGCAAAGUCUCCUACGCCCAACGAUCGCGCUCACUCCCCCAUCUGGCACUGGCAUUGGCAUACAUUGCCUCGGUUCGAUUCCUGCCUCGCCCUUUCAUCAACCGCGCGCAUUGAAACGCACCGCUGCUUCACUACGCCUCUUUCACCGCGUUGCCGUACCGUAG